Molecule: messenger RNA, 292 nt
Organism: Staurois parvus
Lineage: Eukaryota; Metazoa; Chordata; Amphibia; Anura; Ranidae
Source: the annotation of a GenBank genome assembly
AUGAAUACUUUGUUUUGGGUCACUAACUUGGAAGGUAUUAUUGCCAGACAGUGACCAUAAUAGCCAGGUAAAUUGUAUUGUCACCAGAGAAGUGAAAACAUACUCAGGUGCGGACUGACAACUAAUGGGGCCCCGGGCAAUAGGGGAUCAUGAGGCCCCUGUGUCCUUGCCUGUGUCCUUGCCCAAACUAAAAAAAGCGUAUGAAAAAGGUACCAGGGGCAUCUCAUGGGGCCCCCUACUGGCCCCGGGCCCUCGGGCAGUGCUCGAGUUUCCAAAUGGUCAGUCCGCCCCU